Molecule: messenger RNA, 252 nt
Organism: Entrophospora candida
Lineage: Eukaryota; Fungi; Glomeromycota; Glomeromycetes; Entrophosporales; Entrophosporaceae
Source: the annotation of a GenBank genome assembly
AUGAUCCAACAAAUUUGGCUUAAAAAAUUAGGAUGUGAGCUUGGACUUUAUUUUAAUGGUCAUGAGAAGGAUGGCGUUGUAAAAAUUUCUAAAAUAAAUUGGAAUGAUAGUGGAAGCCAACCAAAGAUGAGAGAUACUGUAUUCGAUGAUUCUGAGCAAAAGAUGGUCCAUCCUGAUGGAAAGCAGAAAAACGUUUUUUGGCAUGUUCUGAGUGUAAAACAAGAAAAUCAAGAGAUCAAAAUAGAAAAUUAG